Molecule: messenger RNA, 534 nt
Organism: Neurospora hispaniola
Lineage: Eukaryota; Fungi; Ascomycota; Sordariomycetes; Sordariales; Sordariaceae
Exons: 1
Coding region: 1-534 (177 amino acids)
Source: RefSeq, a predicted model, not a curated record
AUGUCCAUCAAGCUCGCAUCUCUCUUGUUGGAGAUGGAGCGGGAGGGACCAACAUGGUACCUGCCUACCGCGUGGUAUAUAGAUAACCAAGUCGGGAGCGGGUCAUCACCAUUCACCUCUCGCCUUCCCAGGAACUUUGGUGGAACACUCAGCUCCAUUGUGUCAGACAAGCACUUGCCGCUGCUGCCCAUUCCCGCUAGCUCGAUAUCCAAGAAGACUUCAAUAUGGUCAUGUACAAGCCAGGUCAGACUGUCCGCUACAAGCCCGUGGGAGGUAAGUUUUCAUUUACGUGGCUUAUCAUCUUUUAUGCCAUCCACUGAUAUCUUGCAUCGAAAAGGGCCUGACUCGCACACCUCGGAGAGUGUGGGCAAAGUGAAGGACGUUUUGACCGAGCCCGGUCACCAAGCCGGCCGCAAUGUCAAUGCCAGCCCAGAGAACCCGAGAUAUGAGGUAUGUUCAGUCGUCUUACCGGAAAGUAGCUGGCCACUGAGCGGUCUGAUCAUUGGUUCUGACAAUGAUGUGUAUGGGGUAUAG